This is a messenger RNA of Neoarius graeffei (lesser salmon catfish), 6102 nucleotides long. RefSeq names its product myotubularin related protein 4 (gene mtmr4). Gene Ontology annotation, biological process: regulation of autophagy; dephosphorylation. The transcript has 20 exons. The coding region runs from base 674 to 4120 and encodes 1148 amino acids. The record is from RefSeq and is a predicted model, not a curated record. Lineage: Eukaryota; Metazoa; Chordata; Actinopteri; Siluriformes; Ariidae. Gene Ontology annotation, molecular function: metal ion binding; protein phosphatase binding; phosphatidylinositol-3,5-bisphosphate 3-phosphatase activity.
GGGGAGAACAUGCAAACUCCACACAGAAAGGCCCUCGCCGGCCCCGGGGCUCGAACCCGGACCUUCUUGCUGUGAGGCGACCGUGCUAACCAUACAGUAAAUUCUGUAUAAGGAUCCCGCAUAAACCCGCAGGAGGAGAAAGCAGGAGCGCUGGAGGAGCAGGAGUUGAGACCUGCAUAACACAUCUGUCAACAACAUGUCGUGACUGUAUGCUGAUGCAUCGCUCCGCCUCCUCCGUCAGCCCUGCAGAGAGAGAGAGAGAGAGAGAGGCUCUCUUCUACUGCAACGCGUGUGUGCAGGCUGAGCUAGCAGACUAGUGAAGAUGAAAUCUCGGUGAAGGGUGAACAGAGGAGGGGGGGAGGGCGAAGUGGGAGACGCACGUGAGUAAAGGGGAUGUGAUUGUCAGGAGGCGGAGCUUAGCAUCAGGCAAUACCCUAUUUCUUUUGCUCUCUGCUGCUGCUCCGCUCCUCUCUCUCAUCUCGUCUCGUCUCAUGCUGCUCUCAUUCUUUUACCAAAGACUGUCUCGUUUCUGAGCAGCAGGAUUAAGACGUGUGUGGGUUUUUUUUUUCCCCCCCUCCUUUAAUGGCACCUUGCCUGCUCUCCUGACCCAGCAGCGUGUGUGUGUAGAGAAAGCGAAGGGCGGCUGGGGUGUGUCUGUCUGCACCGAGCGUGUAUGAGAGAGCAAGGAGAAAGGCGCCAGAGCAGCCGGAGAAGGAAGGAUGGUUUUGCCGAUAACGCUGCUCCUGCGAGUGUGUGUCUCCGGGCCGACCGAACCCUGGCCCCUCUUGCCAUGAGCCGGGUCACCCGCGUCUCCUGCUCCAUGCUCAACUGCUUCGGUGAGGAGGGGCCUCCCAGUCUGGAGUACAUCCAGGCCAAGGACCUGUUCCCCCAGAAAGAGCUGGUCAAAGAAGACGACAGUCUACAGGUGCCUUUUCCAGCUCUCCAAGGCGAAGGGGUGGAGUUUCUCGGCCGCGCCGAUGACGCAAUCAUCGCCAUCUCGAACUACAGAUUGCAUAUUAAGUUCAAAGACUCGAUUAUCAAUGUUCCUCUCAGGCUGAUUGAAAGCGUAGAGAGCAGAGAUAUGUUUCAGCUGCACAUCAUCUGUAAGGACUCCAAAGUAGUGAGGUGUCACUUCUCCACGUUUAAGCAGUGUCAGGAGUGGCUGAAGAGGCUGAAUCGAGCUAUAGCUCACCCCUCCCGCCUGGAGGACCUGUUCGCUCUGGCCUACCACGCAUGGAGCCUUGGGGGUUGCGCUGAUGAUGAGGACCAGCACCUACAUCUCUGCAGACCAGGUGAUCAUGUUCGUCACAGAAUGGAGAUGGAGGUGAGGAGAAUGGGCUUCGACAUGCAGAACACCUGGAGAGUGUCCGACAUCAACAGCAACUACAAACUGUGUUCCAGUUAUCCUCAGAAGCUACUGGUGCCAGUGUGGAUCACCGAUAAAGAACUGGAAAGUGUGGCCUCUUUCAGGUCCUGGAAGAGAAUCCCAGUAGUGGUGUACAGGCACCAGAAGAAUGGUGCAGUGAUAGCACGCUGCAGUCAGCCUGAGAUCAGCUGGUGGGGAUGGAGGAACACUGAGGACGAGUACCUGGUCACAUCCAUCGCCAAAGCCUGUGCACUGGACCCUGGAACCCGGGCAUCCUGCAGGACCCGAGGGGACGGGGCCGACUCAUCAGACUGCGACUUUGACUCCUCCCUGGCAGUGGGUUCAGGUCCUGAUGCCAGCACUGCACCACAGAAGCUGCUGAUCCUGGAUGCGCGAUCCUACACUGCCGCAGUGGCCAACCGUGCCAAGGGGGGUGGCUGUGAGUGUGAAGAGUACUACCCAAACUGUGAGGUGAUGUUCAUGGGCAUGGCAAACAUCCACUCCAUCAGGAACAGUUUCCAGUCUCUGAGAGCUGUGUGCAGUCAAAUCCCUGAUCCUGGCAACUGGCUGUCUGCACUCGAGAGUACACGCUGGCUGCAGCACUUGUCUGUCAUGCUGAAGGCAGCCACUCUGGUGAGCUCUGCCAUGGAGAGGGAGGGACGUCCAGUGCUGGUCCACUGCUCUGAUGGCUGGGACCGCACGCCUCAGAUUGUGGCUCUUGCUAAGGUCCUGCUCGACCCCUACUACAGAACCAUCGAGGGUUUCCAGGUGCUGGUGGAAACAGAGUGGCUAGAUUUCGGUCACAAGUUUGCGGACCGCUGCGGUCAUGGCGAGAACGCAGAGGACGUGAACGAGCAGUGCCCAGUCUUCCUGCAGUGGCUUGAUUGUGUCCAUCAGCUCUUAAAACAGUUUCCCUGCUGGUUCGAGUUCACCGAGGCCUUUCUGGUGAAGCUGGUGCAGCACACAUACUCGUGUCUGUAUGGAACAUUCCUGUGUAAUAACGCCCGAGAGCGGGAAUCUCGAAACGUCUACAAGCGGACAUGCUCUGUCUGGUCGCUGCUCCGUGCCGGCAACAAGAACUUUCAAAACUUUCUCUACAUCCCCUGCCAUGAUAUGAUCUUGCAGCCGGUGUGUCACACGCGAGCAUUGCAGGUGUGGACAGCUGUGUACCUGCCCACCUCGUCCCCAUGCACCGCAGCCGAGGACACGAUGGAAAUCUACCUGAGCCCUUCGUCCCAGGGAGAGGAGCUCACCUCGCGCUCACUCGACAGGCUACCCAAGACGCGUUCGAUGGACAACUUGGUGUGUGCUUUUGAAAAUGGCGUAGCCCUCACGCGCACCUCCAGCGAUCCCAACCUCAACAAGCACUGCCAAGAGGGACGGCCCACUCUGGAGCCAAUGAUGGGCCAGGGUGGCAGUUUUACAGACAACCUCGAGUUUACCUCCGACACCAAAGUGUGUAGUGAGGACCAGGAGGUGGUUCCAUCUGAAGAGAUGCCACCCUCACCCCCUCCAAAGUCUGAUCAGGACGGCUGUGUGAAUAACAGGCCAGAACCGUGUCUCACCACACAGCCUUUGCCUUCCUUGCCUCAUCCCUUAACUUUAGACCCGGUUUCUCCCUUGUCACAAGCCCCGCCCAUUUUGCACCAAGCUUUGCUUCAAAUCACCAGCCCUCCCCUCCCACCAUCACCACAGGAAGUGCAGGCGAGGACUGUUGAUACCACUUGCACGUUCACUACUACUGACGAUCCACCGAACUCUCCGAUCUUAAAUGGUGUGGAGAAGGAAGAGCGCGCCACCGAGACACUCGGAUUCCCUUCGCCUACUGCUGCGGAGCUUUUAGAGAUCAAAAAACUCACUGCUCUUGUCCAGUUGGAGGAUUCCACUGAAACCAUAAAGGAUGAGUAUGGCACCAUGGCAGAGCUUCAUGCUGUUCAGAAGGCCAACGCGGGAAAGACUCCAGUCUCAGGCCUGGCUACAAAUUAUGAGAAGUGGACUCAGAGUGUUAAACUCCUCCGUGCCCAGUCUGGGAGUACUAACGGAGGCUACAGAGAGGUUCAGCGAAACCUGAGCAGUCCAGUCCAGCCUGGAUGGAUGUCGGCAGUGAAAAACGCUGCACUCUGCACUUCUUCGUCCUUUUCCUCAGCCCUGGGACCAUCGUUCCGGCAAAAUCCGUCGGCGGCUCACUGCUUGGACGACGACGGCCUGCCGGUGCCACUGGACGCCGUGCAGCAGCGCCUGCGCCAGAUCGAGGCGAGCUACAAGCAAGAGGUGGAAGUGCUGCGGCGGCAGGUCAAACAGCUGCAGAUGAAACUGGAGAGCAGGCAACACAGCUCACCACCGUCUGAGCCAGACAUCUAUUACGAGGACGACAUUACAUGCCUCCGAGAAUCCGAUGAUGGUGACGAAGAGGAUUCGCUGUCGGCCCACAGUGAGGAUCGCCUCAGCGAGGGCAGCUGGGAUCGAGUGGAGAGAAAAGACACCGAGGUAACCAGAUGGGUUCCAGACCAUAUGGCCUCACACUGCUUCAACUGUGACAGCGAGUUCUGGAUUGCUAAGAGACGCCAUCACUGCAGGAACUGCGGAAACGUGUUCUGUAAAGACUGCUGCCACCUGAAGCUGCCCAUCCCCGAUCAGCAGCUUUACGAUCCAGUGCUCGUGUGUAACUCGUGCUACGACUUGCUGCUGGAGAGCCGAACGAGGGAACUUCGCUCGCAGCAGCUCAAGAAGCCCAUCGCCACAGCUUCGAGCUGAGCGCACUGAUCAGAUUCCCACCCUGUGGGCUUCCCAGGCCCCCUUACAUAGGUGCCAUGAGAGUCACCUGCUGUUUUUGGCAGAGCUGCAACGCCCACGCUAGCGAGUGAGGAUUCAUGGGUCGUUGUGAGCUGAAGCACUGCAAGGAAGUGGGCAAGAUGAAAUUGGACUGAGUCAGGGAGCGAAUUGAUGACUGACUGGAGCCUGAAAGUGAGAAAGAGGUGGGUUUUUUUUUUUUGUGGGGUUUUUUUUUUUGUUUUUUGUUUUUUUUAAUUGCACAGAGGAGCUGAACUAAUUCAUCAUCUCUCUUGUCGAGGGAGGAAAGCCUAAUAGUUGAAAAGUCCACCAGGGGGUGCUGUGGCUAAAGUGACCCUGAUGCGAAAAGUGGUUUCAUCUCAAAAAGAAGUCACAUUAUAUCCAUAACUCCAUAGAAGUCUGUGCUGAGACACAGAUUUAUCCCGCUCAGACUCGUAUUAACUCCAUCCACAAAUAUAAAUGUACCUUAGAGGACAAUCUCUCAUCUGCCCUUGAAGCCAGUGACUCCAAGGUGUCGUGCUCCACCCAGUGGCUCGCCGUAUGAAAGAUGAUGCUGCUGCUGCUACAGUAUUUAAAAGAAAUCUAAUUUUGUAUCAUUAUUUUGUGCACUCUAAGCUGUUGUAAAUUUGAGGGAAAAUCCGAGACCAAACCGAGGGGGAAAGGGAGAAAACGUGCGGUUUGUUUACUCUGUGGUCUGAACUUGAAUGUUUGUCUUUUUUUUUUUUUUUUUUUUUCCCCCUCUCUUUCCUCCAGUUGCUGGAUGUUGCCAUUUGAAACUGAUCUGAGGCCAGUUAUAAUGGGAAAAUCUUUGCAUGGGUAGUCGGAGCUUGUCACUGUGUCAAUGUGUGCUUCCUUACAAAAGAGGGAGACAAAUGAACACGAGCCAUGUGAUGGGUAGGUUUGCUUGUUUCUUUCUGUCCUGUUAAUGGAGAGAGAGAGAGAGAGAGAACGCACGUCAAUCUGGAUCCUAAAGGAUGCCUUAGCAAUGUUGUACUGUUCCUCCUCGUGCAAUACUGUUCUUAACAUGUCCAUUUCGCAGACUCUUCCUAAUUACCACCCUUUAAUAAUUUGCUGCCUGUGAGGUGAAUUGCAAUUCUAUUGGAUCAUCUAUGCCUCAUGGAGUGUGUUGUGUUUUUAUUUUAAGGAAAAGGGCAACUGGUGGUGCCAGAAAAAUGUCAAUUUUAUUAAAAGCGACCGGAUCCAUUACAAUAUUUCGAAUCAGAGUUGCUUUCUGUUGUAUGUACAGUUAUCGUCUUUAAGCAUUACAAAUGGCACCUUUUUAAUACCCGCCGAUUAACAUGCUAGUGUGGUAAUAAAGGAAAUAGGUUUUACAAAAAUCACUUAAACUCCUUUUCCUUGGCAUGUUAAAAACAGUGUUGAAACCCAGGGAGAGAUUCAAGUUUGGGUUAAAAUCAGAACCAGCGAAUUGUUCAGACCAGAGGAGAGUAAAGUUUCAUUUUGCGUGUCGCUGAAUUGGAACUUGCAGAAUAGCGUUAUAUGAACCCUCAACAAAAGCAACAACUUUUAUUCAUUUUUCUGUCAGACAUGGUUCCUCGCUGUAAAUGUAUUGUUUUAUUGUGUUCCUUGAAAUACUAGUGCCAUUUAUUUUCAUUUUAGGUUUUUUUCCUUCUCUCGUGGAAUGCACCAUGUCACUUAUCAGUAACAAUUAACAUGUAUAAUGGUACGAAUACUUAGCAAGUGAGUAUUUUCUGAGGUUCUGCGAUGCCUAAUGAUGUAGGUAUUUUCUUUCAAAUGGCAAAAACGAUGAAGGAACACUUUUUUUUUUUUUUUUUUUUUUAGAAGAAAAAAAACCAAACCCACUGUAAUAUAUAGUUAUCUGUACUAGUGGCUGGAAUUUGUCACUUAGUAAAUGUUGUAAAGAAUUGCACUGUUCAAGUCAAAUCCCAUGGGGCAAAUAAAAAAAAAAAGUCUGUGGGAUCUGCCUA